This is a messenger RNA of Cooperia oncophora, 378 nucleotides long. Lineage: Eukaryota; Metazoa; Nematoda; Chromadorea; Rhabditida; Trichostrongylidae. The record is from the annotation of a GenBank genome assembly.
AUGCAACUCAGACUUGGAAUUUCUCGCAUACCCCAACAGACAGAGUCGUUGUUGGAGCUCAGAAGGAGAAGCUUCGCUGCUAAAGUAGCGGAACGAGCAACAUACAAACUGAACCAUGAUAGAGACGUUUCUCGAAAACAUUUGGCUGACUCGAUGUGCCCGCUGCGAGAUAUUUCGUGCAAGUCGUCCAAAUACCGUACCAUCACCGGAACGUGCAACAAUGUCUUCAGUCCUCACGAUGGAGCUUCGAUGAGUGCUUUUCAUCGAAUGAUCCCUCCUGACUAUGACGAUGGCAUUUCGAGCUACAGAACUUCCGUGACCGGCAAACCUUUACCUGAUCCCAAGUUUCGUGGCGAAGUCACUAGCCGGGUAAGUUAA